This is a messenger RNA of Linderina pennispora, 459 nucleotides long. RefSeq lists its product as uncharacterized. Lineage: Eukaryota; Fungi; Kickxellomycota; Kickxellomycetes; Kickxellales; Kickxellaceae. The coding region runs from base 1 to 459 and encodes 152 amino acids. The transcript has a single exon. Gene Ontology annotation, biological process: peptidyl-serine phosphorylation; intracellular signal transduction. Gene Ontology annotation, molecular function: ATP binding; protein serine/threonine kinase activity. The record is from RefSeq and is a predicted model, not a curated record.
AUGCGCGAGGAGCUGAGACAGGAGAAGCGCGAUGAGCGCCAACUUCGCGAGGAGCACAAGAUGCAGGCUAUUGCAGCUGGUAUGCCUGUUGAUGAUGAUGACGAUGAUGGCGACGACGACGACGAUGUUGGUAUUCCUGAUAUUUCACCUGAAGCACGCGACUUCAUCUCAAAACUUCUGACCCGCGAUCCGAAGCGCCGGCUCGGCUACAAUGGCGCUGCUGAGGUCAAGAGCCACCCGUUCUUCCAGUCAGUCAACUGGGAUACGAUCCUGGAUGCACAGCCGGCGUUUGUGCCUCAGGUCGAUGACAUCGAAGAUACUGAGUAUUUUGAUUCGCGUGGUGCCACGCUCGACGAGUCUCACAAAGAGGAGGAGCAGGAGAAGCCAAAAUCCACACUUGGUGGUGCCGGUGCAGGCAUCCGAUUUCGUCAACCAAGUCAGAGGAUCUCCCACCACUGA